Molecule: messenger RNA, 7800 nt
Organism: Plectropomus leopardus (leopard coralgrouper)
Lineage: Eukaryota; Metazoa; Chordata; Actinopteri; Perciformes; Serranidae
Gene: sash1a
Product: SAM and SH3 domain containing 1a
Molecular function (GO): protein binding
Source: RefSeq, a predicted model, not a curated record
AUGGUAAGAAAAUCUGAUGCUUAAAUGACAUUGUAAGCUGUUUCAAGUGAAGCGAUCUUCAUUUGUAAAUAUUGACAGGUGUUACAGUACUGACUGUCAGGCUGAGCCUUUCUUCCACUCACGGAUCUGUUGAGGUGGGGAUGGUAACUAAACCUUUGGUAUGGAUAAUUCAGAAAUUGUUUAACGCAGGCAUCUUUACUUUUCUGACACUCGGACAACGCGCACAUUGUUAUUGACGUCCUUAUAAUGCGUUUAAAACGCCGAAUGGAAAAGUAACCAUCACUUCAGCGUCUUAUUCCCUCCGAGUUGCGAACAGCCAAAAUGACAAGCAACGGACCUGUCAUCGUUUACGAGUGGCUGAAGACCCUCCAGCUCGCCCAGUACGUCGAGGCUUUCGUGGAUAACGGAUACGACGACCUGGAAGUCUGCAAACAAAUCGGAGACCCCGACCUGGAUGCCAUCGGCGUCUACAUCCCUCACCACAGGCAGAGGAUCCACGACGCGGUAAGGAGGCUGAAAGAUGAAGCUAACGAGACGGCUAGUGGACUCUACUUCACCCUGGAGCCCAUGCCACCCGCGGCCGAGAUUUACACCAGUCACAUGGUGGAUCAGUAUGAGUCCAAACUGCGGGGAUCCAAGUCGUGGACCGAGCCCAACAGUGACCGGAUUGGGCGCAACGGUGGGUACAUGGGCGCGCAGAGGAACCUGACAUUGGGCAACAGGAGGGAGCUGGUGAUUUACCCAAAGCUGAAGCUGAAGAUCAUGAUCAGGGAUAAGCUCAUCAGAGAUGGCAUCAACCUGGCCAAGCCGCCCUACUCUAAUAAGGAUGGUUCUCUUGGCAACAUAGAUGACCUUGCCCAGGAGUACUCUGAGUACUACAACACCUGCUUCAGUGACGUCAGCGACCGCAUGGAGGAGCUACGAAAAAGACGAGUGUCCCAAGAGCUUGACAUGGAGAAACAGGAUCCAAGCAGCACAUCCCUGCAGCUCCGUACUGAGAUCCAGGAAUCAUUAGGCUUCAGCAGUGAGGUAUCCACUCCAGAAACAGACAGAAAAAUGCCCCUGCACAAAUCCAGCUCUGAAGAUGGAUCUGGAGGUAAAUGGGACAAUAAGAAGAAGAACAAGUCUUUUUGGCAGAACUUCCGCAAGUCUCAGCACAAACCAGUCGUGCGACAGACCUCCAAAGGAGAAGACAUCGGCUACGUGGCCAGUGAGAUCACCAUGAGUGAUGAGGAGCGAAUCCAGCUCAUGAUGAUGGUGAAAGAGAAGAUGAUCACCGUUGAAGAAGCUCUGGCUCGGCUGAAGGAGUAUGAGCGCAGCAGACAGUCCAGCAGUUCUGACACUGCAGAGUGGGCUGACGGAUCUGCAGCCAAUCUAAACCAGUCCUCAAACUGCAACUCUCGUGAGCAGUCAGACGAUGAGCAAUCAGAGGACUCUGUGAAGUUCAAACGGCUUCACAAGCUGGUUAACUCCACACGCCGGGUCAGGAAAAAACUCAUUAAGGUGGAGGAGGGCAAAAAACAUGGUUCUGAAGAUUUCCUGAAUCUGGAGUCACCUCCCACCUGUGAGGACAACACAGCUCUGUACACAGGGGUCUUAAAGAAGCCCCCUUUGCCCCAGGAGAUCUCCCUGCCCUCCCUCACCCAGGAUCAACUCUCUCUGGAUGGCGACACAGACAGCCUGACUAACUCCCCUUCCUCCAGCAGCCUGGACACCUGGUCCGGACACAAGCUGGUGAAAACCUUCAGUAAAUCUUCCAGUACUCACGGCCUCAUCCGACCCCCCAGGAGAACCCCGGUUGGUUCUGGGGGCCUGGGAGGCUCCGGCGCAGGAGGUAGUGGCUCCUCCUUCUCAGAGCUGGAUGGCUGUGGAUUGGACGACGACGGAAAGCUGUCACGCUCCACGACCGACGGCGAGAUGCGGAAGGCGCUGAGCUCCAUCUCCCAUGGGAGAACGUGCAGCUUCGGAGGCUUUGACCUGUCCAAUCGCUCGCUCCAUGUGGUCAACACUGGCUCGGAGGCCAACAAUAAAGAACAAGAGGCUAUUUACAGAGAAGUGGUCAAAUCCCCCACCACGUCUCGGAUCUCACUCGGCAAGAAGGUCAAAUCGGUCAAGGAGACGAUGAGGAAACGCAUGUCAAAGAAGUACAGCAGCUCCUUGUCUGAGCAGUCCAGUCCAGAUGGAGCUCCUGGCUCCCCUCAGUCCCCUCAGCCCGACACCGACUCUCUAGAGAAGCCCAAGCUGAAGGCAGGAGGCUCAGUGGAAAGUCUGCGUAGUUCACUCAGCGGACAGAGCUCAAUGAGUGGUCAGACAGUGAGCACAACUGACUCGUCAGCCAGUAACAGAGAAAGCGUGAAGUCAGAGGAUGGUGAUGAUGAAGAGCCACCUUACAGAGGGCCGUUCUGUGGCCGCGCCCGAGUCCACACAGACUUCACCCCGAGCCCCUACGACACUGACUCCCUCAAACUGAAGCGUGGUGAUGUGAUUGACAUCAUCAGUAAACCACCCAUGGGAACGUGGAUGGGGCUGCUGAACAACAAAGUGGGCACCUUCAAGUUCAUCUAUGUGGACGUGCUAAAUGAAGAAGAGGAGAAGCCGAAGAGGCCAGUGAGGAGAAGGAGGAAGGGCCGACCGCCAAAACCCACAUCAGUGGAGGACCUGCUGGAGCGCAUCAACCUCAAGGAGCACAUGCCCACUUUCCUGUUCAACGGCUAUGAGGACCUGGACACAUUCAAGUUGCUGGAAGAGGAGGACCUGGAUGAGCUGAACAUCAGAGACCCUCAGCACAGAGCCGUGCUGCUCACCGCUGUAGAGCUGCUGCAGGAGUACGACAGCAGCAGUGAUCCAGAGCGCAGCGGCCUGUCGGGCUCCCAGGAGAAGCUGCUGUCCGAGGGCCGAGGCCUGGUGGGAGACUCCCCGCGAGACUCCGGGUGCUACGAGAGCAAUGAGAACCUGGAAAAUGGUAAGAGCAGGAAGGCUUCCCGCUCCAGUCGUUCUUCAGCGGGCCUCCAGUCUCCGGAUUACCCCACUCUGCCCAUGACUCUUUCAACAGAGGCUCUGCAACAGAACAACAAGAACCAGCGCACAAAGUUCCCCAAAAGCUUCUUCAUCAAACCCUCGCUGAAGGGCUUCAACCUGCUGGGGCUGCGCAAAGCCCAGAGACGGUCCCCGAUCCCAGCUAGCCGUAGCUGUGAGGAUCUGGAUGGACCUCCACAGCCCACGGGACCCUGGAAGCGCUCCCACUCUCUGGGGGAUCUGCACUGGGAGCAGAACAUGGAGCAGAAGGAUCUGGGUGUGGAGCUUAAACUCACCAAGGAAGCACCCAAAUCAGGCAACAGUAGCCCCGCCAAGGUCUGUAGAGAUGACGGCUCAACGCAGAAUGGGACUCCAACAGUGAGCCCAAAAGGAAGGGCCGACAGACCACCUGUGCCCUCUCAGCUGCCUCUUCGCCCCACUUGUCCCACACCGCAGUCCCCUGACCCUCCAGAGCUCCUGUCCAGUCCAACUCCAAGUCCCCCUGAUUCCAGCGGGGAGAGGGUCAUCCGGACUCACCCCAAAAAGCCUCCAGUCCCUCCUCCUGUUCCUGCCAAGAAGUCAAAGGAAAGACUAGCCAACGGCCUGCGUCACCCUCCUCUCUCCCUGCCUUCCUCACCGUCACCCACUCCCUCCCCUACCCACUCCCUCACCCGUUCUCACCCCAGUAGCCCCGUAAUCCGCAGCCCCAGCUUUGGCGCCCCAGCUCUGCCUGCCAAGACCCCGAGCACUCCUGCCAGCCCCUGUGCCACCUCAUCCGCCUCAUCCUUGGGCGAGGAGUCAGGCACUCCACCAGCAGUUCAGCCCCCGUGGUUUUCAGAUCUGGGGGGAAAGGUAGCUGUUGCAAGGAAGGUUUCUCAUGCAAAGAUGAGUCCCGACCUGUUUACCCUCCUGGAACAACGGCUGGAGGCUGAGGGCAUCGAUCUGACGGAGGAGCCCUACUCUGACAAGCAUGGCCGCUGCGGCAUCCCCCAGCCGCUGGUUCAGCGUUAUUCUGAGGACUUGGAACAGCCUGUCAAGGACGUGGCCUCCACCUUGGACCAGCUCAGAGUGAAAGAGCUCCGUAAACAACACCGCAUGGCUAUUCCCUCUGGAGGUCUGACAGAGAUGUGCCGGAAGCCUCUGCCCUCAGGUAACAUCAGCACGGUCUCCGACUGGCUCACCUCCAUCGGCCUGCCCAUGUACGCCGCAUCUCUUGCAGCGGCAGGAGUCGACACACUGAAUCGUGUGGCCUUGUUAACAGAGAGCAGCUUGUGGGAAGCUGGGGUGCGGGAUGAAAGACACGCCCGCCGGCUGGUCAGCGAAGCACGAUUGGUUGGUUCGCAGAGAGAGGUGCAGUCCUAACCGUGUCAGUGGAAUCGUAUAAAAUAACAGGUAUCAACUCACUGGUCAGCACCAUCUCAUUUAAACACGGUCAGUAGGCGGCCGAGUGACCACAGCACUACAGUACUUCCUGUCUCGCAUGUAUCAAAAGACUUGAGCCACCCUGCUCUCUGAUUUCCUCUCUUUAUCACUCUAUUCUCAAAUGUUUACGGCUUUGAGGAGUUUCUCCCAACAGCCAAGACGAGAUAUCAGAUGCCUUUUUAAAAAAGAGACUGUUGACUCACUCUGUGGGAUGGCUUUCACUCUGAAGACACCCCUCAAAGUCUUAAAACAAAGACUUGGAUCUGCCUUGAAGGAAGAUAGCACACUCUUUUGUAGGAUGGAUGUUUUUUAAAUACAGAAAGGACGGUUUACUUCCUGCAUAUUUCAUAAGAGCUUAAUUUUAAUCCUUUGCGGCAAGGCGACAUUAUCUGAGGGUCUUUUACGGAAGUAGCUCGGCCAAAGUGAUUCACUCCUCAUUCAGCGUUUCAUUCCCACUAAUAGGUUCAUAAUGGCAGAAUUCACUUAAUAUCUGGACUUUUAAUCAACUAAACACACCAAACUAUGAGUAACUGGUGGUUUUGAGAUGGCUUAUUUUGUAUCAUGAUUCUGUAUUAUAACAUAAUCUUAAUUUUAAAAUGAUUUAUAUGUUAAAACUUGUGUUUGCCUUUUGAAUGUUGCAGCCUUAUUUUGAGGCCAGCUCUCAGUCAUUUCUAAGCUGAAACAGCUGACAUCACACCUUUAUAUUUCAUAUUAUACCUUAUUUCACUGCAUAUUGUGGAUGCAUGCCCAGCGCCGAUAUGAAUAUAAGUCUUACAGAAAGCUGUUCUACUUCAGUAAUCACAAUCAGCUUUCACAGUAACAAUACAUUCCCCAUGCAUCCAAGCACACUUUAAGUUGCCUUACCAUUACAAAUGAAUAGCUUCAUCGUAUGUAUAGUAUAGGCUAUACCAGGCUGAACUGUGCUAAAGGUGCGAGCCUCUUUGUUCUGAAUGUGUCUGAGAAAUAAUUGAGAUUUUAUACACACUCAACCACAUCAUUUCAGCCGCACGCAUGGACUUGGACCACAAAACAUGCCUCUGAUGGACUGCGGUUUCUAUAGAUGAUGAAAACCACAAACCCACAGGCACAACACAGACGUCGUCCCGUGUUUGACAUCCCCUGUUCAACAGAUUCACUGUACAUGCUCCAUGCAAAGGGUUGUGGGACAAGAGAGGGAGGAGAAAAUUGUUCCAAAGACACAGCUGACAUCUGGGCUGUCAUAUCUGGAAUUUAUUGGACUGUCUACACUUUGGUUACAGUGUCGAGGAAUUUGAUUUACAGCUGGAUAAUAAGCUGUUUGGGGCUUUUUAAAAACAUUAUACUGUAUGCUGUAAUCAGUGCCGGUCUGAAAUUCUUAAUUGGACUUUUCUCAAACACACUGAGGAUGGAUCAAAGACUGUAUAUAAAGAUGGACGACGCUUCCCCACUUUACCCCCAGGGUACAAAAAAGAAGACAACACUGUGUUUAUCUUUCUGUGUCCCCUCUUUUAGUUUGGAGGUUUUUGCAUGUGAGUGGAUACAGUGCAGGCAGAGCUCUCCACCAAAUCUUUUUUUCCUCAGCUGCGGUUUAUGACUUGCAGGGUUGAUCUGUCAAUCCAUUUAGAGCUGAUCAGAUUAGAUUCAUGGCUAAGAGAAGCAGCUGCUGCGAGUGAAUGCAAACUUGUAUGACCCAGCAGAAUGAACAGUCAAGUUACAUCUCAAUGUGUCCGAUGCUCUGCUGCUCCAUCAAUGCCCAGAGUGCGUACUGCAAUCCGAGAGGUGUGAUGCAAAACCAAACGGUAUAUAUAUUUCACCAGCGCUCUAAAUGAAUGGUCCAGCUGUAAAAAUAGAAAACUUAUCUGUGGCAGCAGAUGAUUUAAACCUGGCAGUCCACCACAGAUAAAUAAAUGAAUGGGAAACCCUGACAAAAUAUUUCAGAUAAAGGGGCUGCCAUCUUGCACUGCUGAUGUCAUUUUGACCCUGAGUCUGCACAGUUGAUGAUGAUCUCUGCGGUAUCCAGAUUCCCAUACAAUCAUGAGCAGUGCCAUUGAAAGCGAGCAAACCCAUUGGCGCACACGGCUGUCAGUCAUGAUGUCAAAGCCCCUUUUUAUAGCAUCAGCUAACUCAAUAAAACUAAACUUAAAAGAAAAACAAACACUUGAACAAACAAAAGGAUGAGGAGGACUACCUAACAUUAAAUUUGUAUGAUGUGUACUUUGAGUCCAUGUCCCAUCCAGUAACAUGGAGGGGGCGGGGUUUUUGAUUUAACCUGCAGACAGCCAACCAGGCGGUGAUCAAGAUGUUAUGGUUUCAUUUCGAGGGAGCUGUUAUGAUGUCCAUCAUUAUAUACAGUCUAAAUUGGUGUUAAGAUGGUAAAAGUUAUAUCAGGUGAAAAGUUGACCUCCAAGGUCAGCAAACACUAUGACACUAAAUCUUGUAAAUCAGGGAAAUACAGCAUCGGGUCAUCUUGUUACAAAUAUUUUAGUCUGAAAACACAACAGAAAACAACCGGAAACUCAUUGCUCUUUCAUUUGUGCACUCUGCAUGAAUUGGAGCUAACAUUUGUGUUUUUCUCUCUUAUUUGUAACAGUAAAGUUUUAUCUUUAAUUCUCAGAACUGAACUGAAUAUUCCAUGGAGUUCAUGUUUAAAAAUUUGACCAAGUGUUAUUACUAAAAUUAUAGGAUUUUUUUGGAGUGGGCACUUAAUAAGUUGAUGUUUGAUGCCUUUUUUCCUCUUCAAUCAAAAGUGGUGCUCUGAGAAAGCGAGGGUGGGGGUCAUUAUUUAAAAAAAACUAAAAGACCCAAGAAGUGUUUUGUAAAGAAUGAAAAUACUGACACUGUAAAUGCACUUUAGAGGGUAAAUCUAGCUGUUUUAUAGGCGGAAUUGGCUACAUUUUGUUCACAGGUCCAUAAAUGGACAUUCGUUGUCAGGUAUCGUAAAGGGUUUCAGUGGGUUAUGCUGGUAUUUUAUUUUAGUUUUGAGUUCCCAAUGCCAAGUUUGAUAACCAUUCACGGGUUCCAGUUACUCACUUCCAGUUUCUUUUUUGCAGUCGUAUAAAAAAUAAAUUCUUAAUUACAUAUAUGAAAUGCUUAGCAGAAGUUGCACAUUCUGUAUAUGUAAUUGAUAUUUAAAUAACUUAUUUUUGCUUUUUUUCAUAUCAACUGUAAUUAGCUGUACUAUAUGAAUAGCAAUACCUUCCUGCAUAAUGCAUAUUGCUUUAGCCAGUGAGGAACUACAGUAUGUAUUGUAAAAUAUGUGUACAAAUUAUUUUAUUUGGUUUUCAUCUACCUAAUGAUUGUCCAUACAGAUUUGCUUGUGUAUUGAAACAACAAAAGUAAUGUCCAUAACUAUUUGUCAUUCUGAAAUAUAAUAAAAACUGUUUC